Molecule: messenger RNA, 1053 nt
Organism: Drosophila subpulchrella
Lineage: Eukaryota; Metazoa; Arthropoda; Insecta; Diptera; Drosophilidae
Exons: 2
Coding region: 33-581 (182 amino acids)
Source: RefSeq, a predicted model, not a curated record
UUUGUUUUCCGGAGUGGACUGAUAUUGCAAAAAUGUUUAAGAUUAUUAUAUAUACUGUAAUGAGCCUAUUAAUGUUCAAAAGGAUCAGUUGCGAUGCAGAUCCUCACUUGUGCCAACAACACGUGGCUGUAAACUACACGGAGAUGAUAGCUAAGCCUAUGGAGGAAUAUGGAAACUUUGCGAAAUAUUUCUCAGAAUUGGGAAUACAAGCAGGGAAUAAAACUGUGACCAAAACCAGAAUAGAAGAUAAAUAUCUUUGUUGUCCUGGCUACAAAAAGUCUGCCGAUGGACUAUGUGUUCUCGAUCAAACCACAACUUCGACCACACAUUCGACAACAGAAGCACACGAUUUAACGGAAUCAACUAAAUUACCACAAAUGGAUUCAUCUAUAUCCAGCUCUAUAACAAAAGUGAAUAGCAGUCACAAAUCACUAAUUUUGGGUACAAUUUUAGGAGUUUGUGUUGUAAUAAUUAUCAUAGCUUCUGUGAUUACAUGGCAAAUUCGGAAGCGCAGAAAUAUGCCAGGUAACGAAAGCCGUCAAGUACAAUUUGAUGCUGAAAUGCAAAGAGCUCUAUUAUAAAACUUUUAAAAUUGGCUUUAAUGCAGAUAUACUUUUUUAUCUGUUCACAAACAAAGAAAUAUUUCUCAGAAUAAUAUUGACGACUAAAAACAGCCAUUUCUUGUGAAGCACCGUUCUUAUCACUUUUAAUUAACUGGAAAAGAGAUAUUAAUUUCACAAUAGUCGGAAACAAAGUUCAUUUUUCAUAUGAUAUAUACUUAUGGGAUGAUAAAAAACAAAGCUUUUGUUCACAAGCAAAGUCAGUUUAAAAGCCUACGCGCCAAAUCAAAAGAUAUUUAUUCUGAAUAAUGGUUGGUUCUUUUAUUUUAUUUUAUUGUUUAAACAUUCUAAUCCAAAGGAAAAAUAGUUUAUAUAAAUAUUAGAAUAAUAUAACAAUAUUAUUUUUUCGCAAUUUCUGAAGCACAUUGUGAAAUUAAAAAAACUGUAUAAAAUAUGAAAUAAUAAUAAAAAAAACUAUAAAUAAUUUAAGAGA